This is a messenger RNA of Ilyonectria robusta, 966 nucleotides long. RefSeq lists its product as uncharacterized. Lineage: Eukaryota; Fungi; Ascomycota; Sordariomycetes; Hypocreales; Nectriaceae. The record is from RefSeq and is a predicted model, not a curated record. The transcript has 4 exons. Gene Ontology annotation, molecular function: oxidoreductase activity. The coding region runs from base 1 to 966 and encodes 321 amino acids.
AUGCCGCUCCCCCGCUACGCCUACACUGGGCCACUCGACUGUACCACCCCCACCAACCGUGAUAAUGUCCGCCAAAAAUCGGUUGUUAUCACGGGAGGUGCAAAUGGCAUGGGAGAGGUUUGUGUUCGUGAAUUUGCCGCUGCUGGCGCCUUCGUCACCUUUGCCGAUGUCGAUGAGAACCGUGGGAAAGCCAUCGAGGAAGAAUUGAACAGGAGCCAGGUUUGCUCAGUCUUCGUCAAAUGCGACAUCCGUGAUUGGGACCAACAGAAAGCCAUGUUUGAAACAGCCAAGAGCAAAAGCCCCAACAACAGUGUUGACAUAGUCAUUGCCAACGCUGGAAUUAGUCGCAGCUCUGGUGACAGCCUGUGGAAUCUGGAUGAUCCAAAUCAAGAGCCAACCAAACCCGACUUGAAUAUCGUCAGAGUCAAUCUGGACGGUACUCUGUACACCUGGAAGCUUGCCGUGCACUAUUUCAGAAAGCAACCUGAUACCGAAGACCGAGAUCGAUGCUUUAUCAUCACAGGAAGUAUGGUGGCGUGGAUUGACUCCCCAGGCAACUGGGAAUAUACAGCUACAAAAUAUGGCCUUAGAGGAUUCAUGAGGACCGCGCGUCGUUCUAGUUUUGAGCAAGGCAUUCGCAUAAACUAUGUUGCCCCCUGCUGGAUCAAGAGUGCCAUACGUACUGCGGAGUACGAGAAGUGGUUGGUUGAUCGCGGUGUCGAGUUCGGAGAGCAAAUCGAUGUGGCAGGCUGCAUGAUGAAAAUUGCGACUGACAAGUCAAUUAAUGGGCGCUCACUAAUGAUCACCCCUCGAUCCGUUGCCAAAGAGGGAUUCCAAGACAUCGACAGGGAUGAUUACAAGGAUAUUACGGAAGAUGAAUACUUCAAGAAGGUGCAGGAGUCCCAGCUUGUGAUUAUUGAAGACAAGUGGCUGGAUGACUAUAAAGUGAGAACAUACAAAGAUUAA